Messenger RNA from Prunus armeniaca (apricot), 390 nucleotides. NCBI's taxonomy places the organism in Eukaryota, Viridiplantae, Streptophyta, Magnoliopsida, Rosales, Rosaceae. The record is from the annotation of a GenBank genome assembly.
AUGCAUUUUUUGACGACCUUGCUUUCUUGGAGAUCUGUGUUUGGAGGUGGUAAGCUACGAGCUCUGAUCUUCAAUGGUGAGAACUAUGAGUUCUGGAGCAUAAGAAUGAAAACUAUUUUCAAAUCUCAUGGGUUAUGGGAACUUGUUGAGAAAGGGAUAGAGAGCUCAGAUUCUAAGGGAGCCGAUGAAUCUGAUGCGAAGAAGAAAGAAAAAGAGGAAUCUAGUGGUGCUAGGAAGAUGAUUCUCAUUGAGAUCCUGAUGAAAGAUGCUAAGGCUUUGGGGCUGAUUCAGGGAGCGGUUUCUGAUGAGAUCUUCCCUAGGAUUUCUCAUGAAGAAUCGUCUCAAGGGGCUUGGAAUAUUCUGAAGCAGGAAUUUCAUGGUGAUAAGUAG